This is a messenger RNA of Acomys russatus (golden spiny mouse), 2216 nucleotides long. It is a transcript of the gene Tollip, whose product is annotated as toll interacting protein. The record is from RefSeq and is a predicted model, not a curated record. Gene Ontology annotation, cellular component: cytoplasm. Gene Ontology annotation, biological process: ubiquitin-dependent protein catabolic process. The transcript has 6 exons. NCBI's taxonomy places the organism in Eukaryota, Metazoa, Chordata, Mammalia, Rodentia, Muridae. Gene Ontology annotation, molecular function: ubiquitin conjugating enzyme binding; ubiquitin binding. Bases 128 to 952 code for a protein of 274 amino acids.
UGUCAGCUGACAGAGGCGCAGAUUCCCUCGCGGGACAACGGUCGGCGACGCAGGUGGUUGUGGGGGUGGAAGAGCUCUCACGGCGGGUCUCUGUGCUGUCGGCGAGGCACAGGGCCGCCGCAGCACCAUGGCCACCACCGUCAGCACGCAGCGCGGGCCGGUGUACAUUGGUGAACUCCCUCAGGACUUCCUCCGUAUAACGCCCACCCAGCAGCAGCAGCAGAUCCAGCUGGACGCCCAGGCAGCCCAGCAGCUGCAGUAUGGAGGAGCAGUUGGCACCGUGGGGCGCCUCAGCAUCACUGUAGUACAGGCCAAAUUGGCAAAGAAUUAUGGCAUGACUCGUAUGGACCCUUAUUGCCGUCUGCGUCUGGGCUAUGCUGUUUAUGAAACUCCCACAGCACACAAUGGUGCCAAGAACCCUCGCUGGAAUAAGGUCAUCCAGUGCACAGUGCCCCCAGGUGUGGACUCGUUCUACCUUGAGAUCUUCGAUGAGCGAGCCUUCUCCAUGGACGACCGCAUAGCUUGGACCCACAUCACUAUCCCUGAGUCCCUGAAGCAGGGCCAAGUGGAGGAUGAGUGGUACAGCCUGAGUGGGAGGCAGGGUGACGACAAGGAGGGCAUGAUUAACCUGGUCAUGUCCUACACGUCCCUCCCAGCUGCCAUGAUGAUGCCACCUCAGCCUGUGGUCCUGAUGCCAACUGUGUACCAACAGGGUGUCGGCUAUGUGCCCAUUGCAGGUAUGCCUGCUGUCUGCAGCCCUGGCAUGGUGCCUGUGGCCAUGCCCCCACCAGCUGUGGCUCCUCAGCCCCGCUGUAAUGAGGAGGACCUCAAGGCUAUCCAGGACAUGUUUCCCAACAUGGACAGGGAAGUAAUCCGCUCUGUGCUUGAAGCCCAGAGAGGGAACAAGGAUGCUGCCAUCAAUUCCUUGCUACAGAUGGGUGAAGAGUCCUAGACCCAUUUGUGGCCCUUGGAUUCAUACCACUGACCCUUGGAAUUGCCUACCCAGGGUCACCAUCCCCACAAGAUUCCAAUGAAAGACCAUCCACAUACCCCCCUUCCUUGGACAUCUGCACCACCCCUUCCCACAUAUUUUGGGGAUGCAUGUGGAUUUUUGGUUCUAGGCAGGCAGUCUUCUUUAUUGUUGGUGGGGGACAGGGUGGAGGGACAGCUCUCUCCUUGUUUCUAGCUGGGUGAUGGUGGCAUGGCCCUGUUACUGCACAGACCAGUGGUUCUUUGUUUGAGGACCUGCAUCUCCCAUCCUCACCCUAUUUUGGAAAGCAUUCUUACAGAAAGCAGCUGCAUCUGCCAGGAUGUUAGAAUUUGUACAGCAUCCUUCUGAGUCAAUGGAUGGCAUGGAGUUACUCAGCCUAACUGGGAUGGUUGUUGAAGGUGCACUGAGUUCAUGUGCACUUACUUACAGGUUAUUUUUAGAACUUUCAAGCUAAAAGCUGCUUCCUCUGAUGUUGUAUAUGAACCUGGGCCCCACACCUAGUCCUGGGCCAGUGAGAUAUGUUUCCCAGCCAUUUCUAGCAGGUCUGACCUCUUUGUCUAGCUCACCUGCCACUGUCUGGCUAGGCUUCAGCCACAGAAAUCCAACUUGAAUACAGAAGGUGUCCAGACCUGGUGCUUGGCUGGCCAAGCCCCACCUUGGUCCUUAACUGCUGGAGGCUGCUUUCCACCUCCUUUUGUUUAGUACCAGCAUUGUGGGAUUUACUCCUGGGGCUGUUCUUGUUGGUAGGCCUUCAUCACAGAGCCCAGAGUCGGGUGAAGGAGGUGGGCGGUGUGACACUACUAACCUGCAGCAGACUCUGUGGAUCCAUACUGUAGCUUGGCUUGAGUGAUAAAAAUCCCAUGCUUAAAUUAAACCUUCACUGAGUUAUAGGUGCCUGUACCUGACUAGUGGAUAUUGUGUGUUGUAUUUUGGUUGCAAAUCUUGAGCCCAUGACCUGGCUGUAGAUCUGUUUGGAGAGAAUGGGUGAUACCUUGUCCUAAGAUUCAGUACCGUGAAAGCUUUCUCAGAAUUUAUACACUGUACAGGUACCAUUAAGAAGCUAUGGAGCAUUGUCACACAUUUGUGGUGUUACAGUUUUGCCUUACAUUACAGUUGCUUUUUGUUUUUCUGAGAGUUUGCAUCCAGCCUAUGGGUGUGUGACUCACCAGUAUGGGCAUGAAGGUAACACCUAGCAGUUUGGACUUUUGUGAAGGACUUAAAAUAA